This is a messenger RNA of Erinaceus europaeus (western European hedgehog), 2485 nucleotides long. It is a transcript of the gene SMTNL2, whose product is annotated as smoothelin like 2. Gene Ontology annotation, molecular function: protein phosphatase 1 binding; tropomyosin binding. Gene Ontology annotation, cellular component: I band; filamentous actin; M band. The coding region runs from base 85 to 1467 and encodes 460 amino acids. The transcript is spliced from 8 exons. The record is from RefSeq and is a predicted model, not a curated record. Lineage: Eukaryota; Metazoa; Chordata; Mammalia; Eulipotyphla; Erinaceidae. Gene Ontology annotation, biological process: actin cytoskeleton organization; positive regulation of vasoconstriction.
GCUGCCAGUUGCAGCCGGGAGCUGAGCAGUUCGCCUUGUUGCUCCUGCUAGGCCCGUGCUCAGACGCGCGCGCCCCGCUCGGCCAUGGAGCCAGACCCCGACGCGGAGGAGGCGCGCACGGUGCGGGAGGCGCUGGGCCACUACGAGGCGGCGCUGGAGGGCGCGGUGCGCGCGCUGCACGAGGACAUGCAGGGGCUGCAGCGCGGCGUGGAGCGGCGAGUGGCCGAGGCGCUGCGCUUGGCCGGCCCGCUGUCGCGCACCGUGGCGGAGCUGCAGCGGGACAACCAGCGGCUGCAGGCGCAGCUCGAGCGCCUGACGCUUCAGGUUGAUGCUCUGGGCUUGGCGACCGGGCUGUCCCCCGUCGCCGGCACUCCCGGCACUCCCAGCCCUCCACCCGCCACCGGCGUCAGGGACCGAGCGCCCCGCCUGGGCACCGCACGCUUCGCCAGCCACGCCACCUUCUCGCUGUCCGGCCGCAGCCAGAGUAUGGAGCACCACGAUGAAGCCAACAGCUCAGAGAAAAGGAGGAACUCCAGCUCAUGCGUCAUUGAGAACGGGCACCAGCCAGGGGCAGGUCCAGGCAACGGGCCGCUUGAGGCCACCCAAACCUUCCUGGCGCCAGACCCCCCCAAGCCUCGCCCUGUGAGCCUCUCUUUGCGACUGCCUCACCAGCCAGUCACAGCCGUCACGCGGGUCUCUGAGAGGUUCUCUGGGGAGACCUCAGCUACAACUCUAUCUCCCACGUCUGCUGCUAUUCUGGGGGCUCUCAGCCUGAGCCCCAGUGAGGCCACUACACCCUGGACUCCCAGCCCCAGUGAGAAGAAUUCUCUCCCGAGGUCUUUGUCCAGCUCUGGCUAUGGGACAGGGACGGCAGGCAGAGGCAACAGCAGCCCACCUCUGGUGACACCACCCCAGUCGCCCCCCUCCUCUCAGCUACCGGCCAAGACUCAGGCCCACUGCCAGGGAGAGCGACGCAGGGAGCUGGUGAGAUCACAGACGCUGCCCCGCACUUCAGGGGCUCAGGCCCGGAAGGCAUUGUUUGAGAAGUGGGAGCAGGACACAGCUGGCAAGGGGAAAGGCGAGACCCGGGCGAAGCUGAAGCGGUCGCAGAGCUUCGGCGUGGCCAGCGCCAGCAGUAUCAAGCAGAUCCUGCUCGAGUGGUGCCGCAACAAGACCCUUGGCUACCAGCACGUGGACCUGCAGAACUUCUCCUCCAGCUGGAGCGAUGGGAUGGCCUUCUGCGCACUGGUGCACUCCUUCUUCCCCGAUGCCUUUGACUACAACUCCCUGAGCCCCACGCAGCGGCAGAAGAACUUCGAGCUGGCCUUCACCAUGGCUGAGACCCUGGCCAACUGCGAGCGCCUCAUCGAAGUGGAGGACAUGAUGGUGAUGGGCCGCAAACCGGACCCCAUGUGUAUCUUCACCUAUGUCCAGUCGCUGUACAACCACCUGCGUCGUUUUGAGUGAGGCCCCUUGAGCCUGGAAAGCCCACUGGCACCCCUGGAGGAUGCUUCGGGGUAGCUUGUGUUCUCAAGUCAGGAUGCACCCACUCCCUGCCCCCCCAACCCAAGUUGAGUUGCAUUUUGGUGUGAGAGCGCUGUUUGUUCUGUGGUGUGUGACCUUGCUCCCUGCCCUGCCCAGCUGUAUUACUGAUUACAAGUUCUGUGGAGCUGUGCUCUGACACCACUGAUCACAGCCAAGGGCUUGAAAGGAAAAAAGAAAAAUUAUCACAGAGAGAGAAGAGAAAAAUUGGUGCUAAGUGAUUGUCUUCAUUAAAAACAACAACAAAAAAACCCCAAAUAUAUAUAUAUAUAUAUGCUUGUCUGUAGAUUUUGAAUGCUAAGGAAUAGUUUUCCCUCUGGUGAAUUUGAUACAUUGAAUUUUCAGGGUUAUUGUUGAUUACCAAUUUUUUUUUUUUAUCAAAAUACCCAGAGGUUUUUUUUUUUUUUUUUUUUUUUUUUUUACUUCCUCACACUAUUGUAGGUUCCUUUCCUCCCUUCCUCUGGGCCACUGCCAGGAAACAGAAAGACUGCUUAAUCAGCAGCUUGACAAAGAAGACCAAAGCCUGGGGAAGAAACAGUUUAAUCACUCCCAGGUCCUGGGCAACAGAUGACCUUCGAAUCACCUCAGCUCUCUGGGGAGAUGGGAAGGUUCUUGUCUUGGUCCCAAAGUGCUCCUGUAACACCCAGGAGGCCCCACAAGUGUUUGGGCUAAGAAUAGGUUCUCUAGAAGUUCACACUUUUGGGGGUGGGCUGGCCCUUUGUGCUGAAAGCUAGUUUUUAUUCACUUCUUUCUUUUUUAUUUUUAGGGGGGACUUACUGCAGAUAUUUAUAAAAAGUAACUCCAGCUAUACCACUGACCAUUUGUACAUAAAAAAAAAAAGUUGUUGAACUUCUCGGGUUUUGUUUUUUCUGUUUGGGAGAUGUGGGAGCUGUGAAUAAGAGAUUUUGCACACCUUCCAAAUAAAAAUUGACUUAAAUCCCUC